AUGGCCGGUGGUCCAAAGCAACCCUUGAAUGUGUUUCGGCUUAAUCGUGGAAAUGAUCCCAAGGAGAUUUUUAACUGGAAAUUAUGGUUCGCCGUGGUCUCCUUCGGCCUCAUGGGUGCGGCCCGUGGUGUAGAUGAGGGUUUGAUAUCGGGUGCCUUUGACUCGAAGGACUUCCAAAGGUCAAUCCACUUCGACUCCUACAGCACUGUCGAACAGGCGAAUAUUAAAGGCAAUGUUUCUGCUAUGGUGCAGCUUGGCUCUAUCGGGGGAGCUCUCUUUGCUUUCCUUGUCUGUGACCGAGUCGGACGUCUUUGGGCCACCCGUGAGCUUUGCGUGCUGUGGAUUCUCGGUAUCGCGGUUUUUAUGGGAUCAAACGGCAGUCUGGGCGCUGUAUAUGCUGGAAGAUUUAUUGCUGGACUGGGAGUCGGCCAGACAGUUGUUGUUGGGCCUGUCUAUCUCGCGGAAAUUGCACCAGCCUCCAUCCGUGGUCUCUGUACGUGUGUCUUCACCGGAUUCGUCUACCUGGGAAUAGUGCUCGCUUACUUUGCCAACUACGGCUGCGAGGUAAACAUGGGGGACAACACCCAGAAACGCUGGGAAGUGCCAACGAGUCUGCAUGUUAUAUUUGCGGGUCUUGUCUUUGUACUUUCCUUUAUCCAAUACGAGUCUCCCCGGUACCUCAUCAAGCGGAACAACUUCCCCCAGGCCUUGCAGAAUUUGGCGCGAAUUCGAAACCUCCCCCCAGACCAUGAAUACGUUGUGCAGGAGAUCACCUCCAUUCGGGCCUCCCAUGAGGCAGAAAUGGAGGCUACGCUUGGGCUUGGCUGGUCAGGAGUGCUCAAGGAGGCAGUGUUGAUUCCCAGCAAUCUGUACCGAUUGUAUCUUGCUCUCAUGGUUCAGAUCCUCUCGCAAUGGUCCGGCGCUGGGUCCAUCACGCUAUACGCCCCCAACCUAUUCACCUUGAUGGGAAUUAGUGGGUCACAGGAGUCCUUGCUCGUGACAGCUAUCUUUGGCCUCGUCAAGCUGGCUUCAGCUGUGAUCUGUGCCCUUUUCUUGGUGGAUGUCCUUGGGCGGAAACGGGCUCUUCUGUUGGGAAUCACGCUGCAAGCUAUCUCCAUGCUUUAUGUGGCUGCCUAUCUGACGGACAUCCCAGAGCUUGGCACAGUUGACGGGUUUGCCCUUCCAGACUCCAAGAAGGGCGCCAGUCGAGGUGCUAUUGCCAUGAUUUACAUCUCCGGAGCCGGAUGGGCGCUGGGUUGGAACUCCAUGCAAUACCUCCUCACUGCGGAACUAUUCCCCCUCCGCAUUCGAGCACUAGCGACUUCAACUGCCAUGACGUUGCAUUUUGCCAAUCAAUACGGCAAUUCGCGUGCCGUUCCCAAUAUGUUGCUGCCUAGUCCCGAGGGUGGGAUCACACCCAAGGGGACGUUCUGGCUCUUCUUCGUGGUCACCAUUCUAGGAGGGUUAUGGGUCCUCGUUAGUGUCCCUGAGACCGCGGGCCGGAGUUUGGAAAGCAUGGAUGAUCUCUUCCAACUGCCUUGGUAUAAAAUUGGAUUGUACGGACAGCAGGACGCGGCUCAACGCGACCUGGCCAACUGGACCAAGACGGAAAGUAUGAAGGAGGGCAUUCCCGGGGAGAGUCAAGUAGAACGAGUGUAG
This is a messenger RNA of Aspergillus ochraceoroseus IBT 24754, 1659 nucleotides long. RefSeq names its product putative MFS quinate transporter. Gene Ontology annotation, biological process: carbohydrate transport; transmembrane transport. Gene Ontology annotation, molecular function: carbohydrate:proton symporter activity. Lineage: Eukaryota; Fungi; Ascomycota; Eurotiomycetes; Eurotiales; Aspergillaceae. The coding region runs from base 1 to 1659 and encodes 552 amino acids. The record is from RefSeq and is a predicted model, not a curated record. The transcript is spliced from 4 exons. Gene Ontology annotation, cellular component: membrane.